UGGGCCCCAUGUCUCUCUCUGUCACUCUCUCACUCUGAGCCCUGCCUGACGGUGUCUGCCCUCUCGUAUCUGAGCUGCCCACACCCUAGAGAGGUGGAGCCUCCAUGUUCUUGUGCAUUGGAUCUGAGUGAGGCACCAGUUGCAGGGUGAGUCUCUUUGGCCGAGGUGUCUGCUGCCCUCCAUGGCCCAAUGAUCCAGCAACCCAACCCUACCCAACACCUGCUGGUCUGACAAGUCUCAGGUUGAAGCUACCUAGAGGCCUGGUUACCCUUUCUGUGGUUUCUACUGACCACUAAGAAAAAAUAGGAUUUCUAACCUCAACCUUUUCCCUUUGGAUCCGAGACGCGGUGGUUGAAGACACCAACCAUGGCUGAUAAACUAGGUCUGGCUGUGGGGGACGAUACUGCGACCAUCAUGGCGCUAUUGGAGCGUGUGGCGGGCAUCAUCGACAAUGUGCAGACGUGCCAGACGCGUAUGGAGGAGAGGCAGCUCGAGCUGGAGAACAGUGUCAAGACCAUCCAGGAGGACGUGGUGAAGCUGACGGUAAACCAUGCUGCCACCAGCAGCACAGUGGACAAGCUUCUGGAGAAGACGCGCAAGGUCAGCUGCCACAUCAAGGACGUCCGUGUACGGGUAGAGAAUCAGAACAUCCGCGUCAAGAAGGUGGAAACCACCCAGGAGGAACUGUUGGCCAAGAACAAGUUCCGGGUUGUUAUCUACCAGGGGGACAGUGAGGUGUCAGCUGUGGCAGCCGGAAAGAAACCCAAAGAACCCAAGGAUCCUAAGGAACCCAAACCGUCUGUGGCCGAAGUGGAGCCAGACCACUUUGAGCUCCCCCCUGAGUCUGAUGAUGAGUACAUGGUGGUGGAGGAAGCCUCGUCCACGGCCGCUAAGAUGAAGAAAUCAGGCCUAACCCGCAUGGAGAGCUUCAAGUCCACCUUCUCCCGCGUGAACAUGACCAAGACGAAAGAGAACAUGAGCAGCAAGGUUGGCCAGAUGGGGGAGCGCAUCGUAUCAACCGAGCGUCGGCAGAAGAUCCGCCAGUCUGGGGAGAGGCUCAAGCAGUCCGGCUCACGGCUUAAGGAAUCCAUUGCCAGCCAUGUGCCAGCCAAACUAAAGAAGGAGAGGACUGUGGCGGAGGGCCAGGAGGGGGCUGUGGGGGUCACCGAGGACGCCACACCCGUCCCGCCACCCAAGGGCCACAAAUCCAUCAGCCCUAAGCUCGCUGAGGAUGGCGUAGAGGAGGAGGUGCCGAUGCAUGAUAUUAAACAGCUCUCCUAAACCAGCGUUCAAUCAAACGGAAAACAGCAACAUGCAGGUUUUUCUUUUCAUCUUUUUUUCUUUUUGAAGGAUUGGCCUGUGACCGAUAGUCCCAUAAACAGGCCAAUUAGGGUUUCAACACAAUGAGUUUAUAUAAUCCACACAACAUUUUGAAGUCGUCUUUGUUUUGGAAAUUCAAUGAUUUAUAUACAUUUACAUUUACGUAAUUUAGCAGACGCUCUUAUCCAGAGCUACUUACAAAUUGGUGCAUUCACCUUAUGAUAUCCAGUGGAACAACCACUUUACAAUAGUACAUCUAUAUCUUUUUUUUGGG
This is a messenger RNA of Salmo salar (Atlantic salmon), 1594 nucleotides long. Its product is annotated as caveolae-associated protein 4a. Gene Ontology annotation, cellular component: caveola; cytoplasm. NCBI's taxonomy places the organism in Eukaryota, Metazoa, Chordata, Actinopteri, Salmoniformes, Salmonidae. The record is from RefSeq and is a predicted model, not a curated record. Gene Ontology annotation, biological process: regulation of gene expression.